AUGAUUGCUGAAAAUGAUGAUUUAGUCGAUAUAAUUCUUUCUUGUAAAAAACUUAUUCAUGUUAACAACAUGACCGAGGAAGAUGAUCCUGAAUUAAGGUUAAGACAAGAAUAUCGUUACAUAUUAAGGGCACACUUCAAGUUUAAUUGUGAUGCAGUUUAUCGACCAAGAAAUUUGGAUGAAAUAAAUGAGAGAAUUAGAAACCAUAUGACAGACAAAGAAAGAAUUCAAAAUGAAAUGGGAAGCAUUAAGGAGCUGCUAAGACAAUCACAAGAAAGUGCCGAAAAUGCAGAAGAAACUGCACAAAAAAAAAGAAGAAAAUUACAACAAGAAUUUAAAGAAACUCUGAAAUUUAUUUAA
Messenger RNA from Racocetra persica, 360 nucleotides. NCBI's taxonomy places the organism in Eukaryota, Fungi, Glomeromycota, Glomeromycetes, Diversisporales, Gigasporaceae. The record is from the annotation of a GenBank genome assembly.